AUGCCACCGCCUGCGAAACCGGAGGAGAAGCCUGCCGAAUCAAAGGCUAAGCGAACGGCUGUUUUAGAAGACACUUUAUUGUUUAAUGCAGUGAAAAAUUACUUCAAAUAUGCAGGUGUUGUCCUCGGUGUGUGGGGAUUCGGAUAUUUUUCGUUCAGUCCCAGUUGGUUAUUACUCGGGCUUGUUCUGUUUAUUUGGAAAGAAAAGAACAAGACAUCACAAAAAUUACAAAUUGCAAUUUCUCAAGAAGCUGCCAAAGAUGAAAGAGCUGCGAUUCUUGCCAGAGUAGAAGAUUUGCCGUCCUGGGUGUUUUUCCCUGAUGUAGAGAGAGCAGAAUGGCUGAACAAGAUGAUACAACAGCUAUGGCCAUACAUUGGAGAUUAUGUAAAAGACCUACUACACAAGUCUAUAGAACCAGCUGUCAAGAAAAGUUUGCCAGUCGCUCUAGCAGCCUCUUUUCGAUUUUCCCAGAUUGAUCUAGGUGAUAUUCCUCCAAGAAUUGGUGGUAUUAAAGUUUAUACUGAAAAUGUUAGAAGAGAUGAGAUUUAUAUGGAUUUAGAGAUAAUAUAUAGCAGUGAUUCUGAGAUUACAGUACAAGCUAAAGGUAUCAAUGCUGGUAUUAAAGAUUUACAGAUUCAUGGUACCAUGAGAGUUAUAUUUAAACCUUUGAUUAGUAGAAUACCAUUGUUUGGUGGACUGAGUGUUUUCUUCUUGAAUAACCCUACUGUGGAUUUUAAUUUGACAAGUUUAGCUAAUGCUUUUGAUUUGCCUGGAUUGAGUGACAUGUUGAAGAAUAUAGUUCAAGAACAAAUAGCUAAUAUUAUGGUCUUACCUAAUCGUAUACCUGUUUCCAUGGUGAAAGGUUUAGAUUUGAAUAAACUCCGCUACCCUCAACCCCAGGGUGUGUUAAGAAUUAAUAUUAUUGAAGCCAAGGAACUGAAGAAAGCUGAUAUUGGUAUUACUGGCAAGGGAAAGUCAGACCCUUAUGUUAUCUGUUCUGUUGGAGCUCAGAAGUUUCAGACUAAAGUAAUAGAUAAUACUGUAGAACCUGUUUGGAAUGAGGACUACGAGGCUAUUGUAGAUGUAGCAGACGGACAGUUACUAACUCUAGAUGUCAAUGACAGAGAUCCUGGUAAUGAUGAUGAUCAUUUGGGAGGAUUAUCAGUAGAUAUCAGUCAAGCUAAAUCACAAGGUAUUGUUGAUGAGUGGCUGCCAUUAGAAGAUGUAAAGAAGGGAAUGGUACAUAUCAAACUAACAUGGCUCUACCUAGCUAAUGAUCCACUAGAACUAGAUAGGGAAAGAAAGAGACACAGGAAAAAUCAGGUUGUACAAAAGAUGGAAGAAGACAGACAAACUGAUGAAAAAUUCUCAUCAUGUAUACUUCUCGUUAAUCUGGACUCUGCAAGAGAUCUUCCAAGAGGAAAGAAAAGUUUAAACGAACCUUCACCAUUCUGUCAGAUAUCUGUGGGAACUCUCAAGAAAGAGAGUUGGGUGAAAUGGAACACUAAUGAACCAAGAUGGGAACAAAACUUCAGAUUCCUGAUUCAUAAUCCAAACUUCCAAAACCUGGAUGUGGAUGUGAUGGACAAGAAGACUGGUAAAAGUCUAGGAGACUGUAAUGUUAAACUGAAAGAAUUAUUAGGAGCUACAGAUAUGGUUUUAGAUAGAAAGUUUCCACUGAAAAAUACAGCUUCUAACGCUUAUCUCAACAUGAGGUUAACACUUAGAGUUCUGACUACAGUAGCUAAUGAAGAAUGGCUACAGGAAGGUACAAUGAUUGAUGAAGCCUUAGCAUCAACAGAGGAAGGUAGUUCUGUUGAUGAUCAGGGUAAACCAGGAUCUUCCAUUGACCCAGCCUCAGCCUCUGGUUCUGGACCUGUCCCUUCAGUACCCAGUUCUAAAGAUGAGAAGAUCGUUCCUGCUGUAUCAACUAGAGAAGAAACCACAAUAAGAAAAAGAACCAAUGCUACACCUGCUGAUGAUGGAAAGGGUGCUCAUGGUUUAGGAAAAAUACAAAUAACAUUACGUUAUAACGCUCAGAGAAACAGAUUUAUUGUUGUUAUACAUAAAUGCACUAACUUGCUAGCUUUGGACAGUAACAACCUAUCAGACCCUUACAUUAGACUCUACCUUCUACCAGACAAAUCAUCUGAUUCCAAACGUAAAACUAAAGUUAUUAAAGAUAACCUGAAUCCUGUUUUUGAUGAAACGCUCGAGUUUCCAGUAUCACCAUCAGACGUUAAACUGAAGUUAUUAGAAGUAGCUAUCAAGAAUAAAAAUAGUUUAUUUUCAUCCAGUAAAAAGAUGAUGGGUAUAGUGACUAUAGAUCUGGCUAAUUUUGAUAUUUAUAAAGCUCUGACUGACUGGUAUGACUUACAACCAGAAGACAGCGAUGAAAGAGUUUCUCUAGAAACAGAAAUUUAAACGCACCAAUGAAAUUAUACAAGAGCCGUAAAGGAAGUGGGUGUGAAUAUAUUUUAACCAAUCAGAAGUUUUAUAAGAAGAGUGAAGGAGGAUAUUUUUUAGUAUUUUUGUUAUAUUUAUCUCUAUUGUUAGUUGUGGAUAUCUUUCUUUAUAUAUAUAAUAUUAUUAGCGUUGUUUGAUUUUGGUAUGUUUUAAACGUUAAGGGAUACUGUCAAAAAAAUUUUAAUGAAAUUUAAAGGAAGAGAAGGCAGUAGUUGGCAUAGACGAUGUUAAAAGACAUUUCCAAAACAAACACCUAGUAAGGAGAAUAACAUCUUAUAUACUCUAGAAUACUCUUAUAUCAUUGUAUUAUUGACCUGCUACAGCAUAAUAUUCACAUCACCUGAUAUCACUCUACUCUUUAGAUUGCUCAUUUUGCUUUAGUAAUAUGCUUAUAGUAGGUUUAUACCGUUAUGUAUUUAGUGCUAUGAUAUUCCUGUCCAAGGCUUGGAUUGUACUUAUUUUAUCUCCACAUAUAUGUUAUAGAUACACAACUCCAGAUAGGACAAAAUAAAGUCAUCUAAAGACUACAUAUAAUUCUAUAAUA
Messenger RNA from Lottia gigantea (owl limpet), 3010 nucleotides. RefSeq names its product extended synaptotagmin-like protein 2 (gene Esyt2). The record is from RefSeq and is a predicted model, not a curated record. NCBI's taxonomy places the organism in Eukaryota, Metazoa, Mollusca, Gastropoda, Lottiidae. Bases 1 to 2424 code for a protein of 807 amino acids. Gene Ontology annotation, biological process: lipid transport. Gene Ontology annotation, molecular function: lipid binding. The transcript has 21 exons.